AUGGCCGAAACAACCGCGUUACCUCGAACAUUAACAACCGCGUCUGAAUACUACGCCGGAUUCCAAUCCACCAGACCCGGCCUGUCCCAAAAGUUCAAAAACAUCGACGAAGAAGUCCAUUUCAGAGAGUACCAGAGGCUUCUCCUGGAUAGGAGAACGUACAAUUUCGUUCUCGACUUUGGCAAUGAAGAUGCGUGGUGCGGUGUGAAUCUGGACGAGGAUGAUCUGGUAGCGUUGAUGGAUGCGCCGAGACCGAAAGUCUUUGGCACGAGAUGGAUAUAUUUAUUUGCUAACUGGAACAGUAAUAUAUGGGCACCAGAGAGACAGAAAGAAUCCAUCAAAUAUAUCACGAAACAAUAUGGCGUGUCGGAGAGACUGCAGAAGAUGAUGUGCACAGAGCCGGUGCCCCAGACAAGACCUCCCACCGUGUCACCAGAGGCCUCCUCUGAUCAAACAGCACCUCACCACAAGGGCAGCGGCAGUCACUCUGUGUCUGUCGUGAACAAACUGCAUGAGUUACCUGACGGCGAUCUCGAAGGAGCUUAUCACCUUAACGACCUCGACCCGACCCAUGCCAGUGGCGAAGUAGCAUCCUCGUUCAAGAGUCUUACCUUUGCCAGUAUCAUUGACCAGAUUUGGCAUUUCUGCUCUGUGGACUACGGCCCUAAAUGUAAGAUCAGAUCAGAUCCUGUGAAGAACGCGUGGACCACGCCAUCGCUGACAUGCAAUGGCCUCCUAGACACUUGCAUCGGAUACAAUUCCUUGUACGCGGUCAAGAUCAAUGGGCGAGAGAUCGAUAAUGGCAAGGGUUUGCCUAAUGGCAAGAGAGUGUGGUGCUGGAUUAUUCUCUGCAACGAUGGCACCAUCAUUUCCAUGCAGGAGAAUCCAUUUCCUGGACCGUAUACACCGACCGCUGAAGAGGAGAGGACAGUAAUAGAGGCUGUUCGCCGGAACAUAGUGUCCAUUUUCUCCGGUGUGUCCAAACAGUAUUCCGCGGACUCGGAAAGAGAAUCCCUAGUAACAGUCCGUGUCCGCCACUUUUCGGACUCGGAACCGGACCAGGCGAGUAUCAAGCAGGAGGAUGGUCCCAGUUUGCUGUUGUACUACAUCUUCGAUGACUGGAUCUCGAGCUACCGCCUGGUGGCUCGGAGGGAGCACAUGUAUGGUGCCAUUCUGGACGACCUGAGAAGGAAAAUGCUGGAACGACCACAAGUCGACCUGGUCGAUGACUUGCAUUGGUUAGGCAGACGGCUUGCAGUCCUAAGGCGUGUUUACAAGAGCUAUGAGCAGAUCGUAGUACGCCUCCUGCAGAGACAGCGUCUGCUGCGCGACGAGGCACGCUCUCAACGCGAGAACCCUUUCCUUGUGAACGGGUCGAAUGAGACGGAUGUCCAUGACUCCAUAUACUCGAUGUCGCGAAGUGCAAUAUUAGGCACUGCGGAACAAUACGACAUGCCAGUAGGCGUCCGCCUGAGCUCCGCAGCAGUUGGCCGCUUCGAGCGGCUGGCGGAUCGCAUCCAAUUGUACUGCCUGAGCGAAAUCGAGUCAUGCUUGAUAGAGAAGGACUCACUCACGUUCAUGGUAGACGGUCUCCCCUGCUUUGUGACCAUGGACUCGCAAGCGGUUGAGAAAUUGACGCGAAUCACCAUUCUGCUGGCCAAGGUGACCAUUGUGUUCCUGCCCGUGAGUCUGAUGACCGGUUAUUUCUCGACCCAGAUCCAAGAUCUGCAGCACACCUUUACAGCGCGCGCAUACUGGAUCUCGUUUGCGGUGUUGAUGUUUCUCUCCAUUGUUCUCCUCGCCCUGUUUGGCUACGCGAGCGACACCAUCGAGGGCAAAACCAUCUACCAGUCUCUCUUCCGAACAUUGUUCAGGUCCUCGAAGGCAAAAAUAUCCAAGGAACUGGCAUCACAAAACCCGACCCAUGGGCCAGAGACAUUGAGGCCGUUAAAUGGACAGCCAGAGGAAGGUGUGGGGAUUGGCGAACAGGAGCGCACAAAUCACCGAUCCGCAAAGAGGACAGUCAUUUGUAGAUCUUCAGGAGGUCGUGGUUCCGGUAUGAAGACUGGAGCCUGCAGUGCUGAUGGAAGGUUCGGUGUGCCCCGUAAUCGUGCUCGUGGGCGUUGGGCGGCCUUGUCUAUCUCGUGGGCGUGCUGCUGCCAUUGUCCUCCCCUCACCGCCGCCAACAUGGGUCUGACUUUCUCGAGGUUGUUCGAUAAAAUAUGGGGCAAGAAGGAGAUGCGGAUUUUGAUGGUUGGUCUUGAUGCCGCCGGAAAGACCACCAUCCUGUACAAGCUGAAGCUCGGUGAAAUCGUCACCACCAUCCCCACGAUCGGUUUCAACGUCGAGACUGUCGAGUAUAAGAACAUUCAGUUCACCGUCUGGGACGUUGGCGGUCAGGACAAGAUCCGUCCCCUGUGGAGACACUACUUCCAGAACACUCAGGGUAUAAUUUUCGUCGUCGACAGCAAUGACCGUGACCGUAUCGUGGAGGCCCGGGAGGAACUCCAGCGCAUGCUGAAUGAGGAUGAACUUCGUGACGCUCUUCUCCUGGUUUUCGCCAACAAGCAAGACUUGCCUAACGCCAUGAGCCCCGCCGAGAUCACCCAGCAGCUGGGCCUGCAGAGCUUGACGCGCCGUGCUUGGUAUAUCCAAUCCACUUGCGCUACCACUGGUGACGGUCUGUAUGAGGGUCUGGAGUGGCUCGCUGAGACUCUGAGAAAGACUGGUCGUGACUAG
This is a messenger RNA of Rasamsonia emersonii CBS 393.64, 2739 nucleotides long. RefSeq names its product ADP-ribosylation factor. Gene Ontology annotation, biological process: vesicle-mediated transport; intracellular protein transport. Gene Ontology annotation, molecular function: GTP binding; GTPase activity. The record is from RefSeq and is a predicted model, not a curated record. NCBI's taxonomy places the organism in Eukaryota, Fungi, Ascomycota, Eurotiomycetes, Eurotiales, Trichocomaceae. The transcript has 13 exons. Gene Ontology annotation, cellular component: plasma membrane; cytoplasm. The coding region runs from base 1 to 2739 and encodes 912 amino acids.